Molecule: messenger RNA, 9275 nt
Organism: Ceratitis capitata (Mediterranean fruit fly)
Lineage: Eukaryota; Metazoa; Arthropoda; Insecta; Diptera; Tephritidae
Product: serine-rich adhesin for platelets
Exons: 9
Coding region: 303-6776 (2157 amino acids)
Source: RefSeq, a predicted model, not a curated record
AUUCGUCAGUAUAAUUUUCGUUGUUGGGAUUGUACAUGAGUUAUAUUUGAACGCAAUUGUGUCUAAGAAAAUUUUGUGGAAAAAUUUACACAAGGCUAUUCAUUUAAUAUUAUGUAAAAGGAACAAAUGCCGUUUAUCCUUUAAGUGUAAUAGCAACGUAGAUUUGCAAAUGUGGGUGCCAAUUGUGAACCUUAUUGCAGUUUAGGUAGUUGAUUGGCUGUUCUUAAAAGGAGUGGAUAUAGCUACGAACAUAUAUAAAAAGAAAUAAAAACAAUAUCAAUUAUAAGAAGCGCUGGGAGAAUAUGAGUUAUAAUAAGAGUAAUGAGAACGAGAAACAAAAUAAAGUUAUCAGUGAAGAAACAAUAAUACCAACCCCCGCUGUGACUAAGGUGGUCGAUGCAAUAAAUACCGCUUCAUCGGCUCAAAAUGAUGGUAACAUCCAGCAAUAUAGUGAUGGAUAUCACAUACCUAUCCAGCUUAAAUCCGGCGAGACAUCACACAACGUCUCACCACCAAUUAAAAAAACUAUGUUUGCUACUGAUAAUGCGGAAUUAUUAAUAACAAGUGUUGUAAGUGAUGAAAAACACAUCACUUCUACGAGCGCCAUCAUUGAGCAUUUGACUAUUAGCGAUUCAGCAAUAAAGAGCAAAGUAAUCAAACAAAUGGCUACUGAAACAGAUGAUUUGGUGGGAGACGGUACGCAAAUGUCUAAUUUUGCCAAAGAUAUAAACGUUACUGGGGCAGCAGAAACAAAAUAUACAAUGGAGGCACCAAUUACACCACCAACAACAACAAAAUGCAAGCCACCCUUACCGCCCACCCUGCAAUCUUUUCAAACAGCGCCUAUAUUAGCUCCAAUGCCAUUUGAAUGCGACGCAAAAAAUCUUACGCACACCUCAAGCGAUUCCACUUUUGGCGAACAGUCGCAGAUGUGUCGCAAUCAGCAGCAAGAGAAAAUGAGAAGUUAUCAUGACACUAAACAAACAGCAAUGUGGUCCAAAGAUUCUAUUCUAGGGACAGAUAGCGGUAAAACACUUCAUUACACACGAACAACGGCAUUAUCAAGUCACACCGGUGCUAUCAUCAAAACGGGUGCAUGCAGUGUAACAGUUUCACCUUGCUCUUUACGCAAAGGAUCAGACCCGAGUGCGUUGCCGCGACGCGUCUCAUUUCCAAAAAGUGAUAAUGAACUGGUUACAGGUUACCUGGAACCAGCCAACCCAUGGGGACAAGCAUGCUUGGUUAAAAGCAUCUCCGAAAUUGCCGAGCUCUAUGUGAUGUCAUGCCGCAAACAUAAAACAAAACCCUUGCAAACCGUAUUGGAUCAUUUGAAGGGUGUUGAAUUGAAUAAACAACAACGUCAGCCAGUGUUAUCGUUGAAAUCAAUUAAAUUGGCAGCCAGCGAUUGUGAAGCACUGGAAGAAAUUUUCAAGCGGGUACAAUAUAAAGUUAUAGAUCUCUCCUCAUGUGAACUGGAUGAGUGGGCAACAAGCGCACUUUUUGAAAUGAUUGAGUAUUAUGAAGCAACCAAUGAGUUGGAUAUAUCAUCCAAUUCUAAGGGUAUGACCUCACGUGGUUGGGCUGGUUGUAUGGCUAUGGUGAAGCAUAGCGAAGAAUUGCGCGUAUUAAUCGCACAAGGCAAUCCAAUUUCUAAGCAAAGUGCAGACGGCUUGGGACUGGCGAUAAGUACAUCAAAUUUACAUACAUUAAAAUUAGAACAUUGUGGAUUGAAGGGUGCGCUCGAUGGAUUGUGUUUUAAAUUGCGCUCAAAUACCACGCUUAAGGAGCUUUGGCUAGCACAUAAUGAUUUAGAUUGCAAAGAUGCUGAGGCCCUUGGCUCUUUAUUGAAGUAUAAUCAUUACCUUGAACUGAUCGAUAUAAGUAACAACAAUAUAAGAGAUUUGGGCCUCCUUUACAUCGUAGAAGCACUAAUACUACAGUCUAGUGAAUUGGAACGACGAUCUAUGCUGCACCGUUCUGCGGCAAUCGAUGAUGAUGAUAGUUUAUCGUCAAUUGAAGCCUCGCAAACAACUGAUUUAGAUACUAGCGAGUCCUUUAGCAAUAAUGGGAAGAAUAGUACGGACGAAAGCUCAGGAACUAGUGAAAGUGAAGUAGAUAAAUUAACAGAUGCUAAAAAGCCACUGGAUGAUGACUUUACAACAUCUCUGGCCAUAGACAAAGUCACAAAUGACACAAUGCCAGAUUCAUUACCGACGUCCCAAGCAAUUGCAAAUAGUAUAAAUGACAAGUCUAUAGUUGGUACAACUCCAACGACGACGACAACGACGACGACAACGACGAUUUCUGUUAUAGCGUCAGUCGAUGAAAACGAUGGUGAUGAUGAUACAGAAGAUACAGUUAAAUCUAGCAAUCAUAAGAAUGGAGCCUUCGCGCCAAGUGGGCAAUCGAUGUUGGAUAAGUUGUUGUCAAUGAAUAGCGAAAGUAGCAGUGAAGAUGGUGCUUCAAAUAUAUCUACGGAUACAAUAGCGGCAUGCGGUUCUGAGGAUGCAAGUAUUACUAGUGACGAUAUAUUUGAUACAUCAGUUCCAACGGGAGCGACAGCGACUUCAUCGAAUGACACUCAUAAAAAUAACAAAGGCAGCAAGGCGGCAACAGAUAAUGUUACAGGUACGGCAGCACAUUUAGAAAGCUUAUUGGGCUUAAAAACAUGCCAAGCUAAAAGCGCAGAUGAAAUCGUGUUAAUUGACAUUACUUCUUCAGAAACGAGUCCUGCCAGCACAAUUUUCGACAAUAGCACCAACAGCAGCAGUGCAGAAGCGGCCGUUGUUCCUAGCAACAAACACAGUGAUAUUCUAACGACAACAUCACCAUUACGUAACGAUGAAAGCAAUGGCAACAAUAAUACAACAAACAGCACAAUUUCUUCAGAUAAUGAUGGGGGUGAAGAUGAUUGCAGAAAAUUCCAAGACGUAAACAGGUCCGCAGCGCAAGACCAAGAUAAUCAAAACCAGAAUAAUAUUCUACGUCAGCAAGGAAAUGUGCCAAAUGUUGCAGGCAUAUUCGAAGUGACAGCUGGCGAAGGUGAUUGUACCAUCGCUGAGGCAUCAUCAGCUAUUUCCGAAGUUGUUGGUGGACAUAUGCCUAUCGAUCAAACAGCAUCAAUUUUACAACAACAAUUACCCUCUUCUAAAGCUGUCGAUGUGAAUAAAAAUACAAAGUUGACGGAUGAUUACGACGAUACGCACAGUACAGAUUCUGCAUUUGAAAGUGCCUCCGAAGGUGAUAUUAGCAGGCAUUUACCGGAAGAAUAUAGUCGGCUAUCGUCUUCUUUUGAUGGUGCGCCUAUAGAUGAUAUUGUUAAGGGUGGAGCCAUUGAGACGGGAACAAUCGCUACCGAGUCUACAGAGUAUUUGGCAGACGCUGGUGUAACACCAACCUCUACACCAACCCAACCAUCUCCUUUGAAUCAGGGACAAUUGAACGCCUCGCUGAGCGCUUUAGGCGAAGAUAUUGACGCGAAUUGUCGAACAAUAACUCCGAAUACGGAUUUCACCGCCAAUACAUAUGCCAGUGUGGCGAAGACGGCGGUCCAAGAGAAUGCUGUGACAACAACCCAAACGACAACAAAAACUAAUGUUAGUCAGCUUGCAGCUACCACGGAGGAAACAGUAGAAAAUGUAUUGAGUGAAUUGCCCUCACUGCCGAAAGUCACCAUCGCUGCCGAUAAUUUGGUCGAAAAGGAUAAAGAAACGCAUGGAAAUAGAUUAAUACCAACGCCACCGCCACCAUCAACAUCGCCUGGCGGUGCUAGUCAUGGUAUGCGUCGUACAGAAUCGUCAGUUACUUUCAUUACACCUGCCACGCGACAUCGUUCACAAAGCUCAGAUAGCCUUUGUAGCGACAAUUCACUGGACGGUAGCAAUAGUAGCGAUCUCAACUUUUCCACUUCAACACAAUUAAAUGAGAAGCUUACCAAAAAUGAUACACUAACGCGUCAACAACGACAAUCGGAUCCACGCAACGAGCCCACAGUAAAGACACCAAGUGGAUUGAAAGCGCUUGCACUCUGGAAUAAUAAUUUAAGUAAAGAAGCUGGUUACUACAUAGCGAAUCUAUUGACCGUAACCAAUUCACUUGAAUUGUUAAAUAUUGGCAAAAAUUGUUUAUCUAAUGACUUUGUCAGUCGCAUUAAAGACGGUCUCAUGCGGAAUACGACAUUGACGACACUGGGGCUACAAAGUGCUCAUUUGAGUGCGAAUGGUAUUGAGACAUUGGCUUCAAUACUGACAUUUGGUGGCAAUAGUACGUUACAGCGUCUAGAUAUACGCGACAAUAAACUGGAAGUGGAGAGUUUAACAAAAAUUGCUGAGGUGCUAAAAUCAAAUACAACUGUUACUCAAAUCGAUAUAGACGACGAACCAAAGAGAUUGUCGUUUGAGAAAUUACAAAUAGUGCCUCACGUCGCGGAUAUAUACCAACCAUCAUCAAAAUCAAUGGAGGAGUGUGUGGGUAGUGAAGCGCAUAUGGACUAUACACGGGUAUUAGAAAAUGUGCGCUCAAUGUGUUCGCGCAAUGAGAAAACGCAAACUCAAUUACAAUCAGACAAACCACAUGCAUGUGGUGCGGGUAUCAAAAGACGUAGCGGUUACUAUUUGGGUUCACGAAAAAUAUCCUUAACUUGCCAUACGCGCCCACUAUUUGAACCAACAACAGUGGUAGCGACCAACACAACACAAACAUCAGCAGUUAAUACGAAACUGGAAGCGAAACGUAAAACUGGUGCGCGUCUACGCUCACCUGUGCCCAGCCCACCAACAAUUUCGCCAUCUUCAUCGCCAAACCGCAGCCGUUUUCAAGUAUUUCGCGUAACUGAAGUUAGUCCGUUGACAUCGCCAUUGGCUCAGACGCCACCAUCAACGGCAUCGUCUACAUCGUCGUUAGCUACUAAUAGUAAUGGCAGUACAGUUUCUAUGCCCGGUGAUAUGACCUGCAAGAGUUCGCCAAAUGCAACACAGGCGUCGUCUUGUUCAUUCCCAACGUCCAGUUCACUGCCUUCAAUGGCUACAGUUACAUCGUCGACACAAUCCAUAAAACGUUUCUCGGUAUCACCACGCUCACGCUUUUUGGUAUCGAAAAUUUACGAGGAUCCACGAGUGCCAUUAUCGAGUCGCUCGUUGCCUCCAAUUACACCACCGAUCCAUUUGCCGCCUACGCCAAUAGCAAAGCAUGCACCGGAAGGUGUUAAACAAGUUUUGUUUUCAUCUGCGGUAGUACAAUCAACGGUGGCAGUUGAAAAAGUCAAAGCUAUCGACGGUACAACAGAACCGAUUAAUUUAACUACAACUGCUGCGAAUAGUGGCGAGUCUGCCGACAAAAAUGUUGAGUUACCAACAACACUAAUCGUUACGCCACCUACGCCUGCCAUUGUGGACGCUAGCGGUGGCAUUAGUAGCACAAAUAUUCCUGAUUUUUGUCAGAAUGUUUAUCUUAAAGAAGCUGAUAGUACAAAAACAAGAGCGCAGAUGCCGAAAUCGGCGCAACUAGAAGAACAAUUACAGUCAGAGUCACAAUCUCUGCUGCUGUCAAAGGAAUCAGUGCAGCAGCAGCAACAACAACAAACGCUCACAGCACAAAUUGUUACUGAAAUAUCGGAAACUAUUGUUUGUCAGGCCUUAGACACCAUCCCCACUACUAGCUCAUCUACACAGCAUUCUAAUAGCAAUACAUUAUCGCCACUUUGUUCAUCUUCAUCCUCAUCAUCCUCCACAUCACCUGCGUCGUUGCAUUCGAAUUCUUCAUCAACAUCGACUUCCUCACCGUUAUCAGCGAUAUUCUCCAGCAGCUCGUCUGAUUCUGCAGACCGUGUUAGUGGCAGUGGUGUCGUUGGUGGCGGUGAACACAUCAGUUUGCGCGAUGAACUUUUAAAUGCAGCUACCACCCGCUGUCCACUUGCCGUUUUCAAUGAUAAUGAUAACGACAUUACGCUCACCAAAAACUCAGGAUCAGAUUUGACUACGCCUUUGGCGACAACGUCGGCAUCAGAUGAAUCCCAACAACGCCAACGUAAAGUAUCGUGGAUGGCAAAUCCAGGCGCCGUUGACAAAUUACGUUCGCUAUUCUUUCAACGGAGUUCAUCACCAGAGAAUAAGACACAAUCGGUCGCAGCUGGUACACCACCGCAGAACAAUCCCACUAUUAUUAUUCCCUCAGCUAUCAAUAACACAGCAGUUGCCAUCAAUAAUGCUACAGCCUUCAAUGUGACCGAAUUCGUCCAAGCCUCGCUAAGUAAGGUGUUUCGACAAAAUCUGCCAUUUGGAAAUGAGAUUGCAGCUCAAACAAUAGUAACAAAUCCAUUUACCAGCGUUUCAAGUGAAAUUUUAUCAAGCGAUUCUGAUGGCAGUGGUGUAAGUAACAUUACACUACCAACAGAGCAACAUAAUAUUGCGCUCAUAUCCACCGAAGUGAAACAGGAAAUCAAAGAGAACAUCUCACCGGAACACACUAUAAAUGAGGAAACUUUACAUAGCUUACAGAAGCUCACCGGCAUUGGGGAAGCAAUCCGAUGUGUUAAAGAACAACAACAUCAGCAAACACAAGCAGGAGUUGUAGCAUUGUUGGAUGACACAGGGGCAAUAGCGGUAAAUAUAAAACCUGCUGUGCUUGAAGAUUUCAAUGCUAAAAUUACUGGUAAUACAAAUUUGGGAAAUAGUAGCCAACAAGAUGCUGAUGGAGCUAGCUUCGUUCCACAGACGCCUGCCUUAGGCAAAGAGGAGCCAGCAGACAGUGCGGCUUCGAAUACUUCUUUCAGCACUUAAACUAAACGCUUUUUGUUUUUCUAAUUGUAAAACUUAAAAAUGAUUUAAUUUUUUAUAUUUACUUCGAUUUUUUUUUAGUUUUAAAAUUGGGAGUUGUAUUGUUGUAUACCUAUAAUAUUAAUGUACCAUGCAGAUAGACAUACAGAUAUAUAUAUUUAUAUAUAUUUGGCGAUCAUGCAAUUAAGUAAAUUAAAAUUAGUGGAUUUUCUUUAUGCCAGCUUAACGAAAGACGUAUGUAUAAUCACGCGAUUUCUGCUCUCCCUCUUUUAUACACUUACGCUAAGGCAAUAUGAUUUUUUUUUUUUAUAUUCUUUUGUUUUCAAAUAAUGUUUUCAAGUUACAUAAAAGUGGAUGGGAAAAUACUGCGUUCAGCCAUGUAAAAAUAUGACGCUCAAAGUGGGCGAUAUUUAGGUUGCGUUUAAUUUUCUAAGUAUUUUUUUUAACAACGUUUUUAUUAUAUUGAUGUUGAACGCAUGAUUUGAAGCGUUUUGUGCAAUGCCACAUGUUUAUUAUCAUAUUUCAUCAAUUUUCAUGAAUUUUCAAAACACGUGUGAUAAAUGGGCUCUUGUAACUACUACCAAUUGACUUUUUUUAAGAGAGCGAUAAUAAUGUGAUUUCAGAAGAUAUUAAAAUUUUACAUGUCGAUUUAUGUUAAAAACAUUAAAACGCUCCGAUUUUUGAAAAUAGCUUAUUAUUAGUUAGAUUUUUUUUAGUGCAAAUAAUUGUUGCACAUAUACACGAGUAUAAUUUGAUCUUUUGAUUUCAUAUUAUUAUUGUUCUUUUAUAAAAUAAUAUUGGUGUGUGCUUGUGUUAUAUAUAUAUAUAUAUAAAAUUCAUUCUCUUCAAAAGAUAAUGUAAAUUUAGGCAGUGGCGAGUUGUGAUGUGAUGCAUUUGAUGUUGUUGAAUUUAUGCUAAUAAUAUUUAUGUAUAUAAAUAAUAUUUUUUUUUUGUAACUUGGUAUUCUCAUUAUUAUUUAAUGUGUUUUUUAUGGUGCAACCGUAAAGAGAGGGGCAUAGGCAUAUAGACUUUUAGAAAAUUUAAUUUCUUAUAACGUUAUAGAGUAUAAAUCCCUUUAUUACGGAUAAUUUAUUGUACGCCUUUCUGUGGCUGCCGCUGAUUUACUAGUUGUUUGAAGUUAUAUUAUUUUUUUUUAUAUAAAAAAAUAAAAAAUUACAAAAAAAAAAUCGUUCGAAAAAAAAUGUAUAUGACAAAGUGAAACAAAAAUAGUAGCACUCACCGAUGUAAGUAAAUACUAACCCAAAAAAAUAAGUACUUAAAAUAUUAUGCAAUUAAUUUAAAAUUAAUUAAAAUAAGAUUAUAUAAUUCCAAUAUGAUAAUAUUUGUCUGGCAAGAAGCUUUUACAAAUUUGUGUAAAUCACUGCUAAGUCCAUGUCGGUGAGUGCGACAACUGUUAUUUAAAAAUCAACAAUCUAAUUGUUAAUAAUAAUUUUUUAAAUAAUUGUUUACUGCUAUCAACAAAAUGUUGCCUAACAUUUAUUCAACACUUCUCAAAAUAAGGGGUUAACAUAAACAAAAUUAGGUGAUCAGUUUUAAAAAUGAAAAGCACAUUAUUUUCUAAAUUUUUGUACACCGUUCUUUAGUUUAGCGAAACUUAAUUUUUUUUUAUUUCCUGUAUGAAAUUUUUUCGUAAUGAACUCUAUCUGUUAAAUUUAUUUCGAAAAUCUUAAAAUCUCUAAAUCAUUAUAGAAAAGCAAUAGAGUCCAAAUAUGAAAAUAACUGAACAAGGCAAGGUUUAUUUAAUAGCAAAUAAUGUCAAAAUCCUAAAAAAUUAUCAAAAUUUCAAGCGAACGGCGCAUUAUUUAUAAAAAAAUGUAUGUAUAAACCUUUUUUCGCAUACUUUCUUCCUCUACUAAAAAGCUGGGUUGAUCGCAUGCAUAUGUAUGUAUAUUAAAAAAAAAAAUAUGUUGAUUUGCUGCUAAAUACCAAGUCUCGGCGAUUAUAGAUAGCAAGAAGUGGGUUCGAUAUCGUCAACGAUUGUUGUAACCUCGUAUUCUGGAAGCCUUGCUCCUGGUAAUAUUUUGAAAGCAUUUUAGAAUAAGAGAAAAAUCAGAUUCAUUGAAAAAUCCGCUAAAAAAAUAGUGAAAUUUAGUUUUGCCUGAGAAAAAACUUUGCCUUAUGAGUUUUUCAGCCUUUAUCACAUAUUUAUUUUGAAUAAUGUAAAGUGGUAAAAAAAAAACAAGUGCUUAUACAAUUAUAAUUAUUUUUACAAAAUUAUUUUCCCGGUAUUCGGAAGUAAUUGACUCAAACAAAUUCAUAUUCUUAAUUGUUUACUUUUUUAAAUUUUUUUACAAUUUUUUUUUAAAUUUUUUUUCCAAUUUUUUUCUACAUAGUUUUAUUAUUUUUAUUUUGUUUUACAUCCAGUGAUGGACCAAAAUAUAAUAACGGUUAAAAAUUACUCAACCUCUGCUUCAUAGAAAUUUAAUUUAAAUUCAUCAAAUAAAUUCGUAAUUUGUAUUUAUUGUUUUAAAUAGGCCUCUU